AAAUUCUGACAUUUUUAGAAAAAAAUAUUUUAAGCUCGGCCAUUGCGCCGCCAUUUCCGGUGAACGAAAGAAAAGAAACUGAAAAUUGAAUUUUGGCAGACAUCUUUAUAAAAAGUGAAAACUUCCGUGAAAAUUUCAGGACAUUUUUAUUCCAAUAGUUGUAAUCGGAAAAAAAUAUCUUCGUCCUAGGGCAUUAUUCUGUAUCUCGAUGCGAAAGUAAAUUCUAUUCGAAUUUAAUAUUCGUCUCGAAUGUGUUUUAGCAUUCUGUAAAAAAAUCGAAUUAAGUUUAUAAAUAUGCGAAAGUUGUACCAGUAUUUUCGAAUGCUAAAUGUCAAAAUAAAAUGAAAUAAGUUUAAAUUUAUUUGAAAAAUAUGGAUUCCGUUGCAUUGUGGAUGGAGGGCGAGGAAAUUAUUGAGGAAAGGAUUACGAGAAGAUAUAUAAGAAAUGAAUUUAAUAUUAUGGAAUUAAUUUAAUUUGUUAUGUACAUAUGUAUUAUGUUCGGUUAUAAACUGUUUUUGCAUUUGGGAUUAUAGCUUCAUACAAAACUUUAGACUUUCUAAAGGAAGCCUUUGAUUAUGCCUUAAGAGGCAUAACUGAAGAACUAACGGUACCUAUAAGAUCCACGGCAGUAAAUCCAGCUAUAAAACUUGCUGCUAUUUUAAAAUUCCUUGGUCAAGAGGGCUAUCAACAUCAAAUAUGGCAAGACCGGUUUGCAGGGUUAGCACAGAUCACCACAUCUAAAUGUAUUGCAGAAGUUUUGAAUGCUAUUGAAAAAACAAUGUAUCCGAAACACAUAAAAUUUGAAAUGAGCUCACAAGAAAAGCGUGAAGCUAAGAAUUAUUUUUAUUUAAAAUUCGGAUUACCAGGAAUAAUCGGUGCUGUUGAUGGAACUCACAUUCAGAUGGUUAGACCAGUAAAAGAUGAGCAUCUCUUUUUUAAUCGAAAGCUAAAGCAUAGCAUCAAUGCUAUGGUGAUUUGUGACCAUAACAUGUAUAGUAUAAGAGCUGUAAAUGGAGUUUAUGGUGGAGCAGUGCAUGAUGCCCACGUAUGCCUUUCAAACGAACGACAAUACAUGCUAUCCAACUAUCAAAAUGGAGAUAAAUCUUCAUGGUUAAUUGGUGAUUCUGGAUAUCCAUUAGAGCCAUGGCUCCUUACGCCUUACCGCAAUGCAGAAGAAAAUUCACUUGAAAGUUUGUACAAUGAAAAAUUUACAAAAGCAAGAUCAAUAAUCGAGCGUGUAUUUGGAAUUUUAAAAAGUCGUUUUCGAUGCCUUCUUGCUGGAAGAGAGCUUCGCUAUGCACCAAAAAAAGUUGUUAAAAUUUUGAACGUUUGUUGUGCCCUGCAUAACAUGUGCCUCAUAUACAACGUUGCAGCACCAACAGUAAUUGAAACUAAUGAAGAACGAUCUAAUUUGGCUUUACCCAACGUAGAUCAAAAGGAGUUUUCACGAAUUGCGCAAACAAUACGAGACCGAAUUAAAAUAAGCUUGCGUUCGUAA
Bactrocera neohumeralis is the source of this 1498-nucleotide messenger RNA. Its product is annotated as putative nuclease HARBI1. The coding region runs from base 779 to 1498 and encodes 239 amino acids. The transcript is spliced from 3 exons. The record is from RefSeq and is a predicted model, not a curated record. Lineage: Eukaryota; Metazoa; Arthropoda; Insecta; Diptera; Tephritidae.